AUGCUGAAAAAUGGGGAGGGAGAAUGGAUAGAUGACCCCUUUGCUCUUAUGGAGCUAGUGCGCACGUACUUUAGCAACCUAUACACAGAGGAAGGAGGAGAGCUAGAAGUCUUACAGGUCGAGUUUCCCACCCUCGAUGGCUCGCUCUGGGCAGGGGUAGCGAGGGACCCGGAUGCGGAGGAAGUUAAGAGAGCGAUUCGUGCGGUGGGAGCUUUAAAAGCUCUCGGGAAAGAUGGCCUAAACCCCAUCUUCUUCCAGAAGUGCUGGGAAACUGUGGGACCAUCUCUUGUUCAGUUUAUUCUUGACUGGUGGGCCAACCCAGGGAAAAUCAGAGAAGUUAAUUCGACAAUCUUGGUGCUCAUUCUGAAGGUCCUGCAACCGAUCUUCCAUUGA
Molecule: messenger RNA, 393 nt
Organism: Linum trigynum
Lineage: Eukaryota; Viridiplantae; Streptophyta; Magnoliopsida; Malpighiales; Linaceae
Source: the annotation of a GenBank genome assembly